This is a messenger RNA of Protopolystoma xenopodis, 1929 nucleotides long. The record is from the annotation of a GenBank genome assembly. Lineage: Eukaryota; Metazoa; Platyhelminthes; Monogenea; Polystomatidea; Polystomatidae.
AUGAAAAUUGAUGAGGAAAUUUCACGUCCAUGUAGGGCUGUCUCAAAUUCUCCAGAAGGGCUACAUCCUUAUUUCAGUGAUACUGAUAAACCUGAAGAGUGCGAGCUCGAUGGACACGACGGAUUUCCUACCAGCGAAAUGUUCGAUACCAAUAAAAAGCUAUACCAAAUAUCUACAACCUACGAUUCUUCUCUAGAUGGAUAUACUGUUCCCGUUGAUAAAUCCCAACCAGAAUUCGAUAGAUUAGAAGCCCAUUGUACCGAACUAGCCAAAAAGUUUGGGAAUGAGAUGAAUUCUAAGGCUCAACUGGAUGAUGUGGCUGACAGUAUGCUGGAAUCAGAAGAAAGCAAAUUCAGCUCAGUUGCUCGAAUUAAUCCAACUUUUCCUCAACGGGACCAGAAGAUCGAUGUUGCACCCUUGAGAGGCAUGCGUGUCCGGAGUAUUGGCCGUGGCGGGCUAGAAAUCACAAGACGCUUCUCGCAUCUUUCACUGGAUAACUCUAUUAAAUCCCAAUCUUCUAAUAUUCGCCAGCAGGCCCCUCAGCUCAAUAGCACAAGUGGCUCAUCUCUUGGUCCACCAUCGCACUCAGGUGUUCCCGUUGUAAAGAGUUCAAAUACUCCUCCAAAAUUAUCGAACAAACAAGAUAAGGUUGUUUUACUGGAUUCCUCCCCAAGAUCUGAUGCAAAAUCUGCAAUACCCGACAAUAAGCAGAUUGCUGAUGCUGUCUCAAAGGCUCCUGAUACAGUUAACACACCUCAUAAUGAGGAACAGGUACCUAUCGAACCAAUUAGUCCAGCCCAAAAUGAGACUUCCGAACAUCCCAGCUCAUCACUUGUCGAUAAUACUCUAGAAGAACGGAUUAAGAAAUCGACCCUUAAUCCAGAUGCUCCUGAAUUUAAACCGACUUAUAAUUGUCUCCAUCUGUGCCAUUCACGUUCUCCUGUUGUCGUACUUUCUUCAGGUCUUCCUGUUACCACUGUCGCCACGUCUCUUUUCCCGGCCAGUUUACUUCCCUCAGUUCCGACUUCUAUCCCGGUCUCUGCUACUUUGCCGCACUCGACAAUGGCUAUGAAUCCUGCAGCAUUUUAUCCCACAGGUCCACAUCAUCUAUACCCUUCCCAUGUUCAAUUACCCACUCAUCCCACCGGGCUUCCAGCAUCUAUCUCCUUGCAUCACAAUACGGCUCCACAGGCUCCUACAGGUCAAUUAAAUAUGUUGGCCGCCUCGCAUGCUGCUGGUUUACCUUUUCCGAUCACCUGCAAUGGCCAAUCUCUCCCCGCUGUCCAUCCUACAGCAAACGCUGUAUUCUCUCAAAUGUUUCCGCACCAACAGCACUCUCAUCAGGGUACGCCAUUCGCUAGCGUAUUGGCCAAUACUUUAUCAUCGCAACUCCUUCCUCAACAUAUGUCUCCGCACGCAUUGAUUGCGCAGUCUCCACGUGGUCAACUUCCUGCUCACGCUAAUUACGCUUUGUUGUCUCAACAACAGCAGCCUCAGGCCACUGCAAAGUCACAACAGCAAGGGGGAAAUAAUAUUCAGCAUCAGCCAGUUCAGCCACAAAGCAAUCAGGCGGUUGUUGGUAUCUCUCGUCAACGGUCAACUGAAUCUUCUAUGAGUGCUGGUGUCGCUUUACCCGCAAACUCGAGUCAACUAUUUCUGUCUUCUGCACCACAGGCUACUCAGUUUGCAUCAUUGUCUUAUCCGGUUACGACGAGUGGUGGAGCUGUAUAUCCAACAGCCAAUGCUUCCAUCUUCCCACCGGCCAACUACUUUCUGCAUGCCGGCAAUCAAAUCCAGGGUUUUCAUGCUGCCACUGCCCCACCCGUAUCAUCCGCUUCUGGUGGGGUCACUGUGGCCGGCUCUUUGCAGCAACAGCAAGGACAAACGCAGCCUCCGGCUCACUCUGCCUACAUAACGAGCACAAUGAAC